CACCACCAUCGAAGGCGACGGAACCGCGGGUUGAGCAGCAUUUAACACAAAACCAUUUGCCCUUGAUUCGACACUAGGUUUUCAGAAGCCGACGUGUGAACAGCUACCCCUCGGGAAUACCAGGAACGUUCGUCGUUUUUAACACUUUAACAAACCAACCACCACCAACAACAUGUCGAAGAUCGGAAUUAACGGAUUCGGCCGCAUCGGUCGCCUGGUGCUGCGUGCCUCGCUGGCCAAGGGUGCCUCGGUGGUCGCCAUCAACGACCCCUUCAUCGGUGUCGACUACAUGGUGUACCUGUUCAAGUACGAUUCGACGCACGGUCGCUUCAAGGGCGAAGUGUCCGCCCAGGACGGUUUCCUGGUGGUGAACGGCCAGAAGAUCGCCGUCUUCCAGGAGCGCGACCCGAAGGCCAUCCCGUGGGGUAAGGCUGGUGCCGAGUACGUCGUGGAGUCGACUGGUGUGUUCACCACGAUCGAGAAGGCCUCGGCCCAUCUGGAGGGUGGUGCCAAGAAGGUCAUCAUCUCGGCCCCGUCCGCCGAUGCGCCGAUGUUCGUCGUUGGCGUCAACCUGGACGCGUACGAGCCAUCGAUGAAGGUUGUCUCGAACGCUUCCUGCACCACCAACUGCCUGGCCCCGCUCGCCAAGGUCAUCAACGACAACUUCGGCAUCCUGGAGGGUCUGAUGACGACCGUGCACGCCACCACCGCCACCCAGAAGACCGUCGAUGGACCGUCCGGCAAGCUGUGGCGUGAUGGUCGUGGCGCUGCCCAGAACAUCAUCCCGGCGGCUACCGGUGCGGCUAAGGCCGUCGGCAAGGUCAUUCCGGCUCUGAACGGCAAGCUGACUGGCAUGGCGUUCCGUGUGCCUACCCCGAACGUGUCGGUCGUCGAUCUGACUGUCCGCCUGGCCAAGCCGGCCCCGUACGAGCAGAUCAAGCAGAAGGUGAAGGAGGCUGCCGCUGGCCCGAUGAAGGGAAUCCUCGACUACACCGAGGAGGAGGUCGUCUCGACCGACUUCGUCGGCGACUGCCACUCGUCGAUCUUUGACGCUAAGGCCGGAAUCCAGCUGAGCGACACGUUUGUCAAGCUGAUCUCCUGGUACGACAACGAGUACGGCUACUCGAACCGUGUCGUUGACCUGAUCAAGUACAUGCAGUCCAAGGAUUAAAUCCAUUCACCUUGAGAGAGCCGUAAGGAGGAGGACGCUGGAGAGGGCGACAGAGUCUACGUGCUAUACUAAUGCAGCGCAUACCUAAGCUGUGUAAAAUGGGGAAAGCAAGGCGAAGAUAAAAGGAAGGAAGAGCAAUAAACACACCAUUCGGGGCGUCCUAAGGAUGAGAUAAGACGUUGAGUGCCAUAAGAUCACAGAUCCUUUAACAUCAAUGCUCAUUGGUGCGGUUUCAAUCCUCUUGCCACUUUAGUAAGGUAGCGAAAAGGAUCCACCGAUAGCAUCGCUGGGAGAUUGUGCGAUGUUAUUGCCAAAGGAUCUUUUGGGUUCUAUUUGCACUAUUUUGUCCUGCAACGUUUGGU
Molecule: messenger RNA, 1533 nt
Organism: Anopheles coustani
Lineage: Eukaryota; Metazoa; Arthropoda; Insecta; Diptera; Culicidae
Product: glyceraldehyde-3-phosphate dehydrogenase 2
Exons: 2
Coding region: 173-1171 (332 amino acids)
Biological process (GO): glucose metabolic process
Molecular function (GO): NAD binding; NADP binding; oxidoreductase activity, acting on the aldehyde or oxo group of donors, NAD or NADP as acceptor
Source: RefSeq, a predicted model, not a curated record